This is a messenger RNA of Chelonoidis abingdonii (Abingdon island giant tortoise), 1978 nucleotides long. RefSeq lists its product as uncharacterized. NCBI's taxonomy places the organism in Eukaryota, Metazoa, Chordata, Testudines, Testudinidae. The record is from RefSeq and is a predicted model, not a curated record.
CAGCCAGCCAGCCCGAUUCACCGCAGGGGGGUUGCUGCUGCAGCCGCCGGUGCAACUAACCGGAGGAGAUGCUGCUGAUCUUCCUAAUGUUGUAGAAAUUCUUCUGCCCAUAAGCCUGAAGGCACAAUUCCUAGAGGCAGAGUGAGACUCCAGUUUGGAAAGUAGCUGAAGCACAGCGGAAAGACGUCCCAAAAAUCAGAAUUGGGAGGAACACUAUGUUCACCUACAAGAAACUGAAGAUUUUCAUAAUGCUUCUGGCACUGGCCACUUACACAGCCAUGGUGGUGCUCAAUGCUGGAGCCGGUUCAGGGGCAUUCAAAGGUGUAUUCCUAAAUACUGUUGGAAAUGUCUCAAACAAGUACAACACUGACUUCACACCAGCUGGCUGGACCUUCCUCAUCUGGAAUGUCAUCUAUGUCUGGCAGUUUGCUUGGCUGGGUUAUGUACUGUCAGGAAUCUGCAGAAGGAAUGAACUUGGAUGGGUCUACACAGAACCAGAUUUACUGCCAAUAUCCUUCUAUCUGGUGUGGAUACUGAACAACGCCAUUAAUGUUGGAUGGCUAUUUCUGUGGGAUCGAGAGUAUCUCAUUCCAGCCCUGGUUCUCCUGGCAGUCCUUCCUUUUACCUGUUACAUUGGUCUCUUCAUUUCACACCGAUCCUUGCAUAUCCAUGCCGAUUGGUUCCUAAAGUCUCACAAAGCAGAGCUGUGGCUCAUCCGAAUUCUGGUGCAAAAUGGGAUUGCACUAUACGGAACAUGGACGACAAUUGCCACUCUGCUGAAUUUUGCUGUGGUGCUGAUCUUCAGUGGGAACGUAUCUAAUAAGAUUGCAACUGCAACCUCUCUGGCCAUCCUUACCUUUGAACUGGUAAUAUGGUUUUCUCUGGAAAACUUUGUGCUUGACAAGUAUGUGCGGUAUAAUCUCACUGUCUACCCAGUGGUCAUUGUAGCACUGACCGGCAUUGUAUGGAAGAACUACUCCCCUUCAUCUCCAGCUGACAACAGUAUGUUUACAGUUGUGUUGCUGGCGGUGGCUUGUGUUACCUUUGCUGUUCGGCUGGGAAUAGUCAUAUGGAGACAUUGUAAAAGGCCUCUAAACCUAUCAGAUUCUCCAUCCAUGACACUGUGAAGUAUAUUUCCAAAGUGAAGACCUUAAGGGGGAGAUUUUCAAAGCCAUGAAUGGGAAUCAGGCACCCAACAGCCAUUGACUCUCUCUCGCAACACCCACUCCCCUGGUGCCUUGAAAAUCUCUGAAAUGUGGAACAGUGAACAACACAAAGAGGGUAUUAAGGUGGUUAUAGUGAUUUCAUAUAAGCUUUCAGGGUCUCUCUCUUUUUCAGGAUCUCUCUCUCCUUCCACUCUGAUCAAUUGCACUUACCCUACCACCUUUAAUUUGACCGCUAUGUGCUUUAUUAAAUGGUGUUUUAAGUUUACAUCAGAGGAGUAGAUGAACAGAUCCCUCUGACAAAGCCUAAUGCACUUCUGGGUAAAUGGACAGUAGCACUCAGGUACGUCCAGCCUGAGGCAGGCCCAUGAACACAGCUGCCACACGUGCACUUUUGCACAGAGACGUAAUCUUUUCCUGUUUAAAAAAUGGCUGUAAAUAAGCAACCCCUCUAUGGUGACUGAGAUGGAUAAACCAAUGGCUCUCUCGCUUCACUGGCCCAGACCUUUGGCCUGGUUUUUGUCAAUGCUGAUCCUCUGCAAGUCCCAUUGAAGUCAGUGGGUGCUCAGCACCUCUGAAAAUCAGGCCAUUGUGCCCCUUUCUAGCUCUCCCCACCAUGGCAAGAACAAAGCUGCAGUAGUGCGAUAUUUUUAUUUUUGAAGCAUCUGUUCUAACAUUCUGCAUCAAGUGUGUUGGAGUGGUUACAACUACUGGUUAAUUAUUGUUACUCGCACCUUCUUGUCUGCUGUUGGAAAUGGGCCAUCCUGAUUAUCACCACAAAAGUUUUUUUUCUCCUGCUGAUAAUAGCCCACCUU